GGGGGCGGGGCGGGGCGGUGCGCGCCCGGCCCUGCUGCUGCGCGGGCGCUGCUGCGUGGGGAGGGCGCGGCGGAGCGGCGGGCGCCGAGCUUUAAAUGAACAUUACUAUCGCUUGGGGAGGGCAGCGCCGGUGGCUCGGGCCGGUUGGCGGCGGCGGCAUCAGCAGCUCUUCUCCUUCUUCCUCCUCUUCCUCCGCCGCGGCGGCAGAUUGAGCCAGAAGCUGGUACAGGACUGCGGACUGGCUCGGUAAGGCGUGCGAGCCCGGGGUGCCAGGGGUGUUGUGUUUUUCCUGCCGACGCCGUAACUGCCCGGUGGGGUGCCCACGAGCCGCAAAGCUGCUGUCCACGUGGACUGGUGCUGAAAUCUCUCGUCCGGCUGCUGCCAGAGCCUCUCCAGCGAAACCCAGAGACAUGGCAACAAACGGGACAAAAGUGGCAGACGGACAGAUCUCCACGGAAGUUGAUGCUUCAAUCACCAAUGACAAGCCUAAAACCUUGGUAGUAAAAGUGCAGAAGAAGAAGACGGAUCUUCCAGACCGAGAUACUUGGAAAGGAAAAUUUGACUUUCUUAUGUCCUGUGUAGGUUAUGCCAUUGGCUUAGGGAAUGUGUGGCGAUUUCCAUACCUUUGUGGCAAGAAUGGUGGAGGUGCAUUCCUGAUUCCCUAUUUCCUUACUUUAAUUUUUGCUGGAGUGCCACUGUUUCUUUUGGAGUGUUCCCUUGGUCAAUAUACAUCUAUAGGAGGCCUUGGAGUGUGGAAGCUUGCUCCAAUGUUCAAAGGUGUGGGGCUAGCUGCUGCAGUCCUUUCCUUUUGGCUAAAUAUUUACUACAUUGUGAUUAUUUCGUGGGCCAUAUACUACCUGUAUAACUCCUUUACCACUACUCUUCCUUGGAAACACUGUGAGAACCCAUGGAACACUGACCGCUGCUUCUCCAAUUAUACCUUAGCAAACACCACCAACAUGACAAGUGCCGUGGUCGAAUUCUGGGAACGCAACAUGCACCAAAUGACUGAUGGAUUGGAAAAACCAGGGCAAAUCCGAUGGCCGCUAGCAAUUACUCUAGCAAUUGCCUGGAUUCUGGUGUAUUUUUGUAUCUGGAAGGGGGUAGGCUGGACCGGAAAGGUGGUAUAUUUCUCUGCUACUUAUCCCUAUGUUAUGCUGCUUAUCUUGUUCUUCCGUGGUGUAACACUGCCUGGAGCAAAGGAAGGCAUUUUAUUCUAUAUAACUCCCAACUUCAGUAAGCUUUCAGACUCUGAGGUUUGGCUGGAUGCUGCCACACAGAUUUUCUUCUCCUAUGGUUUGGGUCUUGGUUCACUGAUUGCCCUUGGAAGUUACAACCCUUUCCACAAUAAUGUUUACAGGGACUCCAUCAUAGUGUGCUGCAUAAACUCAUGCACAAGCAUGUUUGCUGGCUUUGUCAUCUUCUCCAUUGUUGGAUUCAUGGCUAAUGUCACAAAGAGGCCUAUUGCAGAUGUUGCAGCAUCAGGCCCUGGACUGGCAUUUCUAGCUUAUCCCGAGGCAGUGACACAGUUACCAAUUUCUCCUUUGUGGGCAAUACUGUUCUUCUCCAUGUUGCUCAUGCUCGGGAUUGACAGUCAGUUCUGCACUGUGGAAGGAUUCAUCACAGCUUUGGUGGAUGAAUUUCCGAAGUUACUGCGCAAUCGAAGAGAAAUCUUCAUUGCUGUUGUAUGCAUUGUUUCCUAUCUGAUAGGGCUGUCCAAUAUCACUCAGGGUGGAAUCUAUGUGUUUAAGCUUUUUGACUACUACUCUGCCAGUGGAAUGAGUCUUUUGUUCCUUGUAUUCUUUGAGUGCAUCUCGAUAUCCUGGUGCUAUGGUGUUAAUAGAUUUUAUGACAACAUCCAAGAGAUGGUGGGAUACAGACCCUGCAUCUGGUGGAAACUCUGCUGGUCAUUUUUCACUCCUAUCAUUGUGGCAGGAGUAUUUAUCUUCAGUGCUGUCCAAAUGACUCCUCUCACGAUGGGAAGUUACGUUUUCCCAAAAUGGGGCCAAGGGGUUGGCUGGUUCAUGGCUUUGUCUUCUAUGGUGCUGAUACCAGGCUAUAUGGCAUAUAUGUUUCUAACCCUGAAAGGCUCCUUAAAACAGCGCAUCCAAGUCAUGAUUCAGCCAAGUGAAGACAUCACUCAUCCUGAAAACGGGCCAGACCAGGCCCAACAAAGCAACUCUGCAAACAAAGAAGCCUACAUCUAAACGUCUGUAUUGUAAAAGUACCAAUACUACUCCAGAAAAACAAAAAAUAUGGUUGAAUAUGACCACAAAUUUAUAUCUGAGAAUAUAAUUACCUACCUCUAGCGGCAAAAAAAAAAAAAAAGAAAAAAAAAAGAAAAAAAAGAAAAAAAGAAAAAAGGUCAUCUCCACUAUAAGGGAAUCGCCAUGGGUAUGAUCCAACCAUUGCGCGAGCUCAGAUGUUGACAGUGUUUUGUGUUCUCUGGCAAUCCACAGACUGUUAAUGUUUUUAUCCUUUCACAAUAAUAGUUGCAUAUCUCGGAAUUUGUAAAUCGAUGUGCCAAGACCUUUUUAAUCUACCUUUUAGCACGACUAUUUGAAGUUUUGUGCUGCUGAUUUUUAGUAGGUUAUCAGUAUUUCUUACCGCUGAAUCCCAAGACUGUUAUUUCUGACUUUGCAGGAGUAAAAUUAAGUUUGGAAUUGUUUUGUACAAAAGAAUGAAGUACUUUGUAAACAAGUGAUUUCCAGCGAAAAAGUCUGCCCUUAAAAUUUGCUCCAGUCAAGGUCAUUUGAGGGGGGAGAGACUUCCUUCACCUCACAGCAGACACGGCUUUUAUAAACAUUCCUAGAGCAAAUUAAGUUACAUGGCUAUUUGUGGCAAUGCAGCACGGAAUGGCUGUAAACGCCCUCUGUACUUAGCCUUUCAGGAUAACUUUCAAAUGAGAUCCUUUUCAACAAUACAUACACUAUUUCUUACGAAAAGAACGUGUCUUUGUGAAUCAAUACUACAUGAAUCGCAGAUGUUAGAGGCAAAAAUACGACUUCUAACUUUUCUAGCAAAACAAGAAGUAAUAUCCAAAAGCUCUUAAAGAUUCCCAGGAGUAAAAGAAAUACAAAGUCUUUGCAAUUCAAGCUCGGAGAAUUGAGCUUUUAUUACGCCGUUAUUAUUAUACUGUUAUUGCAUUGCCACCAAAAUAGAAACCAAAACAAUGGCUUAAAGAUUGAAGCUUAUCCUUGUAAUUCUAAUUUAGGGUUUAAUUCAUGACUGUUCUUUUUAAUCCGUUAAAGGUCUUUAACAGUUUCUAAUAAGCAAAUUAUAAAACAUGGAUCGUUAGCACUUUGAAAACAGUUGUAUUUUGAUUUACAUAUUAUUUGUGGUGAUGAAGGCAUGAGGGAAAGCUAUUUCAAUAAUACAAAAAUCUCCGCUCUGGGCUCAGGCUGCAUUUGCCACAGAGCUCGAAAGCCCGUUCAGCUCGUGGAAGUUUUUCCCGGGUGGAAGAUGCAGCGGUUAGCCCUGUAUGGUAUUUCUCGUUUGGCAGCUAUAUGACAGACACAAGGGAUCAUGGAAAAUGCAGUAGUUGAUGUUUGAUUGUAAAUGACUGUGACAGAACUGUGCAAUGAAACAUGCUUUUCAGCAAAUUUUUGUGCAACGUACAAUGUUAGAUAGCACAAUUUAUGUAGAACUACUACGUGAAAAACAUGUUAACUGUGAAUGUUGGGUUUUUCGUUGUUUUUGUCUGAAGGUGACAAACAUGUUCUUGCAAUAAGGUAUUAUUCUCAGAAUGUCAAGCACAUUAUUGUAGAAAUAAUAUAUAUAUAAUACACAUGUAUUUCAAACUGCAUCAUAAAAUCUCAGAGUAUGUUUGGUAGAUUCUAAACUGUUUCAUACGUAGAUCAAUUGUAAAAUAUUACAAGAUCUAAGCUACAUCCUAAACGGCUAUAGCUGAAAUGCAAAAGUCCUGUAAGUCUUUGGGAUUUAGAGGAAAACCGUACAUCCUACACAAACAUUACACAUGAUACAUACACAUUAUAAUUGUGAAUUUCAUUAGACUAAGGAUAAAAAUUCCAACUUUCUCUUUAUUGUUUAAUGUAAUCAAGUCCCAUGUUGUUCUAAGAAAAAUGCAGUAUUUAAUGUUUGAUUGUAAACAAUUAUGACAGAUGUUUGACAGACCUGCUCUUUAGCAAAAAGCUGUACAAACGUAUCAUAUAGCACAAAAUAGUGUUGUAGAACUACUGUGUGUAAACUGUGAAUAGCUGUAUCUUUUUUGUAGUACUUGCCCUGAAAAAAAGAUUAUUGUAUGAUCAUAUAUGCUUUUUGCAAUAAGGAAAUAUCUGAACACCAAGCACAUCUAUCUCUAUAUAAAAAAAUAUAUAUGUAAUAUAUACCUAUUCAAAAAUAUAUACAGAGCCUGUUUAAAAGAGUACAGUAUUAUUUAGUAAAUUGCAACCUGUUCUAUGGACCAAAUGUAAAAUAUUUAUAAAUUAAGAUGCAUUUUAAAUGUCUAUAAAUGGUGUCAUAAUUAAAGCACGAUUGUUAUGUAAGUUUCCAAGAGUUUAGAGGACAAAGA
Messenger RNA from Grus americana (Whooping crane), 4531 nucleotides. RefSeq names its product solute carrier family 6 member 1 (gene SLC6A1). The record is from RefSeq and is a predicted model, not a curated record. Bases 411 to 2207 code for a protein of 598 amino acids. Gene Ontology annotation, molecular function: gamma-aminobutyric acid:sodium:chloride symporter activity. NCBI's taxonomy places the organism in Eukaryota, Metazoa, Chordata, Aves, Gruiformes, Gruidae. The transcript is spliced from 15 exons. Gene Ontology annotation, biological process: sodium ion transmembrane transport; neurotransmitter transport. Gene Ontology annotation, cellular component: axon; cell surface; plasma membrane.